Molecule: messenger RNA, 2369 nt
Organism: Gambusia affinis (western mosquitofish)
Lineage: Eukaryota; Metazoa; Chordata; Actinopteri; Cyprinodontiformes; Poeciliidae
Gene: rhebl1
Product: Ras homolog, mTORC1 binding like 1
Exons: 8
Coding region: 390-944 (184 amino acids)
Biological process (GO): small GTPase-mediated signal transduction
Cellular component (GO): plasma membrane
Molecular function (GO): GTP binding; GTPase activity; GDP binding
Source: RefSeq, a predicted model, not a curated record
GGCUGGUUUUACGACGGUGUGCUUACACAAUGGCAAUUUCCGUCAGUUUGACUUGAACCUCGCGACCGCGUUGAACUCGCCUUUAUGUGUUUACAAUUUUGUUUCGAAAGACCUCUUUUCCCGCUACAAAUUUCGUGUAUAUGUUCACGCCCGAGUCAGAUACAGAAAUCGGAAGAUCUUUGAGUUAGGGGCAGGUUGUUGUUGGUUCGGUAAAAGUGUGAAAACCCAGCUUGAGGCCCUGGUCGGAGAGCUUGAGCGGGGCAGAGCUUCGAAAAGUUUGUUGUUGUCACGUGACGCGGGACGAAUGUGGCGAUAAAAGUUUGUUCAGAUCGUGAAACUUGUUGGCGUAUUACCUUUUUCAGAACCCGUGCAGCAAAUUUUUCACCACGAUGCCUCAACCAAAAUACAGAAAGAUCGCGGUCAUAGGUUACCGGUCCGUAGGGAAGUCGUCUCUUACAAUACAGUUUGUUGAAGGACAGUUUGUCGACUCCUAUGACCCAACCAUUGAAAACACGUUUAACAAAAUGGUCAACGUGAAAGGUCAGGACUUCAAUCUGCAGCUGGUUGACACAGCUGGACAAGAUGAGUACUCAAUUUUUCCACAAUCCCACUCGAUGGACAUCCAUGGUUAUGUUCUGGUCUAUUCAGUGACUUCCAUGAAAAGUUUUGAAGUUGUGCAGGUUCUACACGACAAGCUGCUAGACAUGGUUGGCAAGAUUCAGGUUCCAACUGUUCUUGUAGGAAACAAAAAAGAUCUUCACAUGGAAAGGGUUAUCAAACCAGAGGAGGGGAAAAAACUAGCUGAUUCCUGGGGAGCAGCAUUCAUGGAGUCUUCCGCCAAAGAAAACGAGACUGCUGUGGAGGUUUUCAAGCGAAUCAUUUUGGAGAUGGAAAAAGCUGACGGGAAUGCACCUCCAGAGGAGAAGAAGUGUGCAGUGAUGUAAAGGUUUAUGCAGGACACCAGUGAGCUGAUUCACUGAAGACAUGAGGCACAACUUCACCAGCUUGCUAACAGUGGCCUCAUCGAUGGAGCAGAGGAACGUUUGUUCUCCGCUCAGAAUUGAAGAUUUAUUUACAUAGCAAAGCAGCUGCCCAUCAAAUGAUACUAGAUCCCAGUAAUUGUAACCAUGGAAAGAAAGAUAUUUCUAGAGCAGGAUUAACCUCUCAAAGAAGCGUCUUCACUGGAUACUUUAACGUUGAAAUGCAUUCUGGGAAUAAUAGUGCUUCUUUUUAUUAUUAUUAUUAUUAUUAUUAUUAUUAUUAUUAUUAUUAUUAUUAUUAUUAUUAUUAUUAUUAUUAUUAUUAUUAUUAUUAUUAUUAUUAUUUCCAAGGACUGGUCCAUGAUUUCAGCAGGUCUUUUUGACAGAAAUGCAAUCACAGUUCACAUUGCUUUAAAUGUGGUCACUAUUCUAUCAGCACUCUGUAAGAAAAGAAAUCUCACUGGGGUUUCUCAGUUCUCACUGUAAUUUUUAUCUGCUCAUCCUCAGGUACCUCUUACUCAUGAGCUGUGGUGACGCGUCGUCAUGACACCGUUUUGUUAUUAUAUAUUUAACUACGCCGAUACACAUCGCUCAUAUCUGUAGUAUAAUUUUUCCCCAUUUAUUGUGAUAAGGUUGUUAUGGACAACACUUGUAGAUGGAAUAAAUAUUUGCUAAGUGAAGCCCUUUAUAUACAGUAUAACUAGAAUCUUAGAAUGUGAUUUGGUACUUUGGAAAAUAUCUGGAGCGACUCAAGCGGUUGCUCUCCGUUUUUCUACACAGAGUACACUCUUGGAUUGUUUAUCAAAACUAAAAGGAUUAAUAGAUUUCAGUUUUUGAUUUGCAUUUAGUAUUACAAAAAUACUAUGACAGCGGCCAUGGACUUAGUUUAGUGAAUUUUAAAUUGAUGACUUUAGCUUGCUUGAUAAAACCCAACCAUAGUGCCUGUAGCCUUUCUGACAAAUGGCCACUGUCAAACACUUGAAAUCUUUUUGUUUUGGUUUGUUUUUACAAAACCUGUAGCCUUACAGAAAUCUAAUGUACAGUAAUUCUGUUUGUUUCAUCCCCUAAAGCCUUGUGUUGUAGCUGUAGUGGAUACUUCUAACUUUAUAAAAUGCUUUGCCUAGAUAGUUAAAUGGUGGAUAACUGAUGAUAGUUGAGCAGAGGCUGGUGAUGCUGUGUCUUGUGCCUUACAGAUGUUCAAACUCCUUCAUCUGCUUCCUUUUCUUGACUCAAGGUGCUCUUAAGUUUUGUUUUGUUUUUUUUCCUUUAUUGACUUGACACCAUAGGUGCAGGUGUUGUGCACCUGAACACCAGUAUUCCCCUGUGGGUCAACGGUAAUUUAGAAAUCUUGCUGUAAACUGUUUUGUAAAUAAACAAAUCUGUCACUUG